UGGUUGAGGAGUCGUGUUGGUUUGGUCUUAAGCUGCAUUUCUGUCUGCAGCAAUUAACUAAUCUAGCUUCCCAUGCCUGCGGGGGUUGUGAGGUAAUCUUGAAUGGCGUAAUAAGAUUUCAGCGUCUACUACCACUAUUGACCACUGCUACGUGGCACAUUGAGUCUGAGGAGCCUUCGUUUAGCAGCAACACUCUGUGUGGCUAUAAAUGGCUGCAGUGGGAGAGACACACACGGACCGGGGCUAAGUGAGAAAGCGAUGGACUGAAGCAGGGCGACUGUCACUGAACCUCCACCGUUCUGCCAUGGAGGGGUCAACUGUGAAAAAAAAAUCAGGAUAUGCGCCUCUCAAGAAACAGAGCUCCGUCGGACACCUGCUGUCCCGUCCGUCCACGGCCGACAGCGACGACGCGCUGCCCCCGAGGAGGCUGAACGGCUCCUCGGCGGAGGCGCCGAGCUACCAGAACCUGCACCGGGAGCUGCUGCUCAGCCACAAACGGGGCCUGCUGCUGGAGGAGAAGCCCGAGCUGAAGCGAGUGAUGGAGCAGCGCCGGCUGGAGCUGCACAAGGAGGAGGAGAUGGCCCGGCGGAGGCCCUCGGACCUGGAGACCGAGCUCCGCAAGAGGCAGCAGAAACUGCAGGAGUAUGAACAGGAGGAAAUCAAGCGGCGGGAGAACCAGCAGAAGGUCCCGGAGUUUGUCCGCGUGAAGGACAACCUGAGGCGAACGCAGACGUUUGAGCAGUGAGGCCGGACGCUGCUCCCAUCAGCCCCUGCAGCUCCCAUCAGCCCCUGCAGCCUCUCACCACAGUGGCCCUGAAUCCACACGCUGAGUAACAUCUAACCUGCAUUCUGAUUGUGAGGACCUACACACACGCGCGCACACACACACACACACACACACACACACACACACACACACACACACACACACACACACACACACACACACACACACGUAGAACCACCUUCUGGAAAGCAACCACAGCUCUACCACGGAUGAGGAAGUGCUAUUAAUGUGGAUCAAUAAGUUAUUAUUUGAUUUUUUUAUGAUUAUAAUAAUGCGUUUUUUUUCCAAAUUAAAUUCUUGCAUUUAUUCUUUAAGUAAAGCAGCAACGGUUCAACAUCUUUACUAACUGGAAUCCGGUCUUUACAAACAGAGCCAUUCAUCUAUAGAAAUCUCCUGUGUUACGUUCGUGCAUGUUUUUCCUUGUGUCUCUCCUGACUUCGGGUUUUUAGUGCGUCUGUGCUGUGGAAAUAAAGGCUUUAUGGUUUACA
Molecule: messenger RNA, 1275 nt
Organism: Betta splendens (Siamese fighting fish)
Lineage: Eukaryota; Metazoa; Chordata; Actinopteri; Anabantiformes; Osphronemidae
Exons: 5
Coding region: 305-745 (146 amino acids)
Source: RefSeq, a predicted model, not a curated record